Molecule: messenger RNA, 4604 nt
Organism: Paramuricea clavata
Lineage: Eukaryota; Metazoa; Cnidaria; Anthozoa; Malacalcyonacea; Plexauridae
Source: the annotation of a GenBank genome assembly
AUGAGCUGCCGUUUACCUGUACUUGAUCCUUUUCAUCCAUCUAUCAUGAAGUAUAUAUCAGCUACAUCUUACCCAGAAUGCCCGGGAAAGCAAUAUGGCGAGUUAGUCGACGGAAGAUUAAAAUAUUCAGGUGAUUAUUUUGCUUGUUCUAGGGGUGCGCAUUUACUAAAAGGGCACUUCUUUCUUCUUACCCACUUUACGCGAAUACUCCCGGAAAUACGUCAAUUUUCUACGAUUAUUUCUAAUCUACGCAUGCUCACCAGUUCGUUUCGGUACGGACGAUGAGUGGAAAACAGCUUUUAAGCCAGUUUUCCGCUUCAAUCGUAUCGUACCGAAAUGUAGCGUAUUUCUUUGUUUCCUGAGCACUAGAGGGGAACUAAUGACUUGGACACAAAAGAAAAUCAGGGGCGCCGGAGCCACGGGGGCAACUGCCCCCGUUGCCCAAACAGUACGGGGGCAGCACGGGGGCAACAGGUUGCCCUAUUUACCGCAACUGCACUUCGAAAUUCGUGCGUUAUUCCCAGGAAUUGGAAUUUAUAACUAUUUUGAAGCAGUGUUUAAGCAAUCUUUGUUUAAAUAAACUAGUUGUAGUAAAAUUUGUGCUAAAUCAAGGAAUAUACGCCCAUUUCCUGAUUUUAUUUUGCGCCCUUAGCAAGGUGCAACAAAUAAAAUUGUUCAAAAUUAAUGUUGAAGUUCACCUGUGUAAUUGAGUAUCCAUACACCCUUUUCAUAAAUGGCUGCCGAUUAAAAAUUCUUUUAUGAGCAUGUAAAUUGGCCCAACUAGCCUCGUACUCAUGUUAAGAUUUCAAAGGAAUUUCUACCCAGAAACGAGGCUAGUUGGGCCAAUUUAUAAGCACAUAAAAGAAUUUUUAAUCGGCAGCCAUUUAUGAAAAGGGUGUAUACAGUAACCGUUUUAACAAAUAUCGCCGCACAGAAAAAUGAUGGCUGAGAAGCAAGUGCCCUUUUGAAAUGGCUGCCCCCGCCGCUUCACUUUGCUUCCGGCGCCCCUGAAGAAAAUGUUACGGUACGUUAGGAUUGAAGUGGAAAAUACUACGGCUCAGGAAACAACGAAAUACGCUACGUUCAUUGAAGUGGAAAACUGGCUUAAAGAUGAUGUCCACCCCGUUCUGCGCAUCAGUUCUGCUCAUAACAAAGGGGGACCCCCACGGAUAUAAACAUUGCCCAAAUUUUGCAUCUUUUGAACUUUUUUGAAUUGAAACGUAUAGUUUAUAUUCAUUUACAAGCAUAUAGCGAAGCAGAAAAGUGUUAGAUAUUCAGUUAGUAUAUCAUAUUUUACAAAUAUAGCAGUUCAAAAUGUGUUCGCGCAUGUGCACACGAGUGGACAUCAUCUUUAAGUGUAAACAAAAUAGAACCAUGCAGACGAAUUCUGGAAAUUUAGAAGAAAUAAUAAAUGAAUAUGUCACAAAUGCUUCGCUUCCAACCAAAAAUUAUUAACAUAUUUUUCUAUAGAUGACGACAUCGUUAGCGCGACGUACCGUACCAUUACGAGAAACGGAGACUUCGCUGUAAAAUUCAGCCACAGUAUACCAGUACACCCAUAUCAAACAAUCACAGACGAAUUUUUCGAAGUCGACUUUCAACUUCAAGAUAACCGCACUGCCAAAGAAUUUUACCUACAAGUUGUCCCGCGCGAAAAUUUACUAAAUCCGCAACCACGGAAAUCGCCCGGAAUACCAUUGAAUAUUCUUAUUAUCGGCGUCGAUUCUCUAUCCCACGCAGGAGCUAAGCGAAAGUUACCGAAAAUUUACAAGUUUUUGCAGAAAGAGCUGGACGCCUAUAUCUUCCAAGGACACGUAGUUACGGGAGACGGAACGACGCAACAAUUGACUCCGAUGUUGACAGGUCGAAAGUUUUCUGAGCAGUACGAAGGUAGAGUGGGAUUUGAAAAUGCUCGCACACUUGAUGACUGGACAUGGGUAUAUAAAGAGUUAAAAGGUAUAAGAAUUUAUUGACACGUUGGUUGUGUGACUCUUGGUUGUGUACUUGUGUUCGAACAAAACACCCCACCAAUUUUCUUUAUUGUAAUUUAACGCUGAUUUGGUUUUUCCGAAACACCCUCUGUCUCGAACCGUUUUUUUCCCUCUGUUCUGUCUGUUAAAUAAUUCACUAACAUUAUCUACUGGAUUGACAAUGUUGAACUAUUUCUAUAGAGCAUGGUUAUAUAACUGGUUAUUCUGAAGACAGUAUUGAAUAUGGUCCGUUCCACUAUCGUCUCAAAGGAUACACGAAUCAACCGACAGAUUUGUACUCAAGACCUUUCUUCGAAAGGGCAAAACAAUUCAAUAAAGGACGACCAAAUUUAUGUCUUAAUAACAAGAAUAUUGCGCGAUACCAAUUCGACUAUAUCAGAAGUGUGUUUGAGACAUUGCCAAAGCAACUAAAAUUUUUCUUUUCUUUCAAUGGUAAGUACAUUGACGUUGUCUUUUUGUGUACUUUUCAAGCAGGGGCAAGCAACAAAACCACGGUGCCCAUGCGGUCUACCUCUCAAGUCCAGGUAACUAUUUUCGCUCCUCCCCUCCACCUAAAAAAGAAGCCUUGAUGAAAGCAAAAUGCGAAAGAACAAGUUAGAUUCUGAUGCUAGUCUGCAAUACCAUAAAAUUUUAAACGUAUUUGGAACGUGCUUUAGAUUGGAUCGCCCCAAUCAUCGUUGCGACGACUUAUGGAUGGCUGUCCGCUAUAUACAGUACAACUCAAAUUAGUUUAGGGCUAUUCACUCUAGCAACUUAUUAGAUCGAUCCGAAAUCGUGGGCUGCCCCUUCUCUCACAUAGACGAAAACAAUUUUUCAGUAAGGAUUUCAAUUAGUACGCAAGAUCUCGCCUAGUAGUAGUAGGACUACCAGCGCUUCAUGCAGGGCUCAUAUACAGCUGAUUCAAUGAAGCUUGUCCUUUCAAAACCUUAAACUCUGAGCGCACAAGAGAGAUGGGUUUUUACCUGUUAGGCCCUUAAACUCAGAAAAUUGCCUUUGCAACAAGUAUGUUUUUUGUCGUGAGUCUUCGAUAUGUCUCAGGUAUUCUUGCAAAGCCAAAUUUCAAAGUUUAUGAGUCUAAAUAAGCAAUAACGCAUCAUCCCUAGCGCGCUCACAGUUUAAGUUUUACGUUUUUAGAAGGACAACCUUAAUUGAAUUAGCUGUAAACACCCCCUGGGCCCCUGGGUGUUGACCCCCUUCGCUCGAAAAGUCGACGUUCUGUCUAUAUUUUUCAAGAAGUUGUAUCUCUCUCAAUCCGUCCCUUUCCAUGAAGAUAUAUUACAUUUCUUCUUAGAAUGACCCAAAUAGUACUCAUGAGACCGGGACGAAGUGAAACCGGAAUGAAAAUUGAAAUUGUCAGCAUGUUUACAUGAGACCGGUACGAAAAUCACAACAUUUUCAAUUUAUUCCCCUUGCCAAGCAAUUUUCUUUUUUAGAUGGCUUUUGUUAGCAUGUGUUGUUCCAAUGUCAAGGUUACAGCCGAGAUCGGUCUGAAAUGUAUUUGUGUUUACAUUCAUCCCAGCAUGCCGGUCUGAAGUCAGUCGGCUCGGUCUAGCAGGCGGAAUGACUUGAGAUCGGUCUGAGUUAUUUUGGUCCUAGUCUCAUGUAAACAUUUAUUAUAAAUAAUACUAUGACCGAAACGAAAUGGUCCCGGUUUGACUUCGUUCCGCUCUCAUGUAAACGGGGCCUUAGGGGCACUGUAAUUUUAAUAUAUUGUAGAACGAGCGGUUGACAAUUUUUGUUACCUUAUUUUCAGGCGGACAUGGCCAUCACGGAAUCAACAUAGUGCAGAAACUCGAGUGGGAUUUCCUGGAAUUGUUGCAAGAGAUAAAGUCGAAAGGGUACCUCAAUAAUACUUUAUUGAUUGUCAUGGGAGAUCACGGCUUACGAUUCGGUGAGGUGAGAGAAUCAAUCCAAGGCAAGCUGGAAGAACGUCUACCGCUUUACACAAUGACCUUCCCGCCAUGGUUCAAGUCUCGCUAUCCCAAACUUACUGCAAGCUUAAAGACGAAUACAAAACGUCUGACGUCAUGGUUUGAUGUGUACGCAACGUUUCGCCACAUGUUGUCGUUCCCAGACCUCCCGUCGGAUCUAAAGCACGGUCAAAGUCUUCUCACCGAGAUUCCCUACUCUCGCACAUGCGACGAGGCUAGUAUCCCCGACCACUGGUGCCCGUGUUUAGAGUGGUCUGCGGUAAGCGUGGAGCAUAGUCAUAUUAGAAAUUCAGCACUAGCAACAGUGAAAUAUAUUAAUAAUCUUAAUCAGGAGAAGAACAAAAGUAGAACGUUAUGUGAAAAGCUUACUCUAAUGGAAGUGAAGUAUGCGAUGUUGGAACGACCCAAUGAACGUGUUUUACAAUUCAGUCACGUAGACUGGGAUUGGAAGACGAAUUUUAACGCAGAUUUCAAAAACUCUCAGGCAUACCUAUGCCAGUAUCAACUACAAUUUGUGACAGCACCUAAUAAUGCUGUUUACGAGGCGACAGUCAAGUUCGUUCGAGGCAAAUUUGUUGUGAACGUUGGCAUCAGCAGAGUUAAUAAAUACGGCAACGAACCGUAUUGUAUCGCAAGCGACUUUCCACAUCUAAGGAAGUUUUGCUCUUGCACAAUUAAAUAG